This is a messenger RNA of Anastrepha obliqua, 1075 nucleotides long. RefSeq names its product ALX homeobox protein 1. Gene Ontology annotation, biological process: regulation of transcription by RNA polymerase II. The coding region runs from base 100 to 993 and encodes 297 amino acids. Lineage: Eukaryota; Metazoa; Arthropoda; Insecta; Diptera; Tephritidae. The record is from RefSeq and is a predicted model, not a curated record. The transcript has 3 exons. Gene Ontology annotation, molecular function: RNA polymerase II transcription regulatory region sequence-specific DNA binding; DNA-binding transcription factor activity, RNA polymerase II-specific.
CGUCCUGGCUGCAACAUCAACGCGCAGCAACGAAAGGAUUCAUUUAAAUCGCCAAGCGCGCAUUUUUUUGUGUAAAUUAAUUUUGAUCUUCGUGAAGAAAUGGCGGGUCCAUUUUUAUCACCUCUACCGGGAGACCUUUUAACCGAAUAUAUGUUCGGUCGGCGACGUCAGCGUCGUAAUCGUACAACGUUUACGCCGCAGCAAUUGCAAGAAUUGGAAGCACUCUUCCAGAAAACUCACUAUCCAGAUGUGUUCCUACGUGAGGAAGUGGCUUUGCGGAUCAGUUUGAGUGAAGCGCGUGUGCAGGUCUGGUUCCAGAACCGUAGAGCUAAGUGGCGAAAGCAGGCACGUUUACAAUUGCUGCAAGAUGCCUGGCGCAUGCGUUGUUUAAGCCUGGGAACGCCUACAGUUAUAGCGGCAGGCGAUCGGGUGCCUAGAAUACCCGGUACAGCGCCUUUAAAUGGCACCUCACCUACUGAACUAACACCCGAAAAUCUUACCAGUGGUGCACAACCGAAGGACGGGCACAUACAUUCACCCGAAUCGAUGAUCGCGACUAACGGACAGUCCAUGCCAAGCGAUUUUACAAUGAUGCAUCCAGCAUUUCAACUACAUCAGCAGCAACAACACUCACAAAAAUUAGAUGCUGAAUCAGUGGAUAAAUCUAAAAAUGACUCUAUAAACGGCAGACACCCAAAUGGAUGUGAGAAGACUUACACUGAACUAAAAUUAUACAAAGAACAUCAUGGGCAUGGACUAGGUAGCGCUUUGCAAUCGCAUAUGAACAUAAAUGGACUGGCGACGGAUCCAAGUGUAAUGGCCAAUGCUUUGGCUCAUGGCUCGGAUGAGGGCUCUGAUGAUUCCGAUUCUGAAGAAAUCGAUUUAACAUCAGGUUCUUGCAUAGAUUUCUCAAGUAAUAAACAGCAUUUGCAACAGCAAUCACAACAACAACAACCGAACGGUACAACAGCAGCAAGCAAUGGAGUGCAUUAAUAUAUAAUUUGAAUUUGAUUAUAAAUUAAACUAAAAAUAAUGAGUAUUUACUUGCACAGCAUUUUCAUAUGUAUGUAUUGUA